AUUGAAAUUAGCCGCAGUCUUACACUGUGCGUGUUUCUCCUGUUAACUCUUGCCCUCGAAACCCAGCAUCAACAUCCCUCAUCACCCACUUCAUCGAAGUGGACACUACCGACAAAACGGCUUGCACGACGACAACCAGAACUCCGACUCCAUGUCGCAUUCUAAAUACUUCACACAGCAGCACGAGCACCGACGCAGAAUCUGCCGACUCAGCUAGGCGUCUUGAUGUGCCCAAGAUGCCCGACGCCCAGCCUACGUCUAAAAGUGCGCGCCUACCGACGUCGCCGAAAGGACAUCCGCUCCCACGCCGAAGUUCGCCUGAGCAUUCAAUCACACUUCGCAACCAUCGAUUAGCACACGAAGCGACCGAGAAAGCCGCAUUAGCAAGGGCCUUAGCCGCUACCAGCUCGGGGUCAUCACCAUCGCCUAACCGACAAUCUUCUGACGAGAGCCACAAUACUGGUCCCAGCGAUCCCGAAAAAUGGUUCGACCAAAACAAUGAGAAUCCUACGACAAUGUACGCCGGAGCGAUGGACGGUAAAAUCGAUCCCCCAUUUUUCCAAAAAGAGAGCGAUUCCUCCAACGACGACGCGAAACCCUCGGCAUAUCCGACGCACUUGAGACCGCCCAUGGACGGAGCGAUGAUCGGGGCCAACAAGCCGAGCGUCACCCAUAGCAGCAGUGCCGACGACUAUCGGAGCGUAAUUGACGAUUUGACGGUCGAGAUCAAGAGGUUGAAGGACGAAUUGAAACGAUACAAGCAGAAAGGACCGGAAUUGAUGAAGAGGGAUAAGUUAUUCGAGAUCAAGGUCCAUGGGCUUCCCAAGCGCAAGAAGAGAGAGUUGGAGAGCACUUUGCGCGAAUUCGCGUCCGGACUGGAAAGCAGCACUCCGAGCGCUGAAGCCUCGUCGUCUCGAAAGAAGUCGAGGCAUAAUGCUCACUUGCACUCCGGCUCUGGCUAUGCGUCGAAGCAUGCGUCGUCUUCUUCAGGCUCACAUUCGAGGCCGGUCGAUAGUGCGUAUGCCUCGAUGUCAACUGGAGCAAAUUCUUCUGGUACACACCUCGCCCGGCCGUCCGUCAGUUCAAGAACGAAGUCAUCGGAGCAGAAAGUGGAGAACUACUUGAAGGACAUUCCUGAGGGAUUGUACCCGCGUCAUAUGGUUUUGACCGAAAAAGAUCGUAAGAAGUUGAUUGUUCGUCGGUUGGAACAAAUCUUCACGGGUAGGAUCAGUGGACGGAACUUGGCUCGCCCUCAACAGAACUCAUCGGCGAACAUUGCCUCAUAUGCCCCGAUCAUGGUGGAGCCGACGACCGGUAACACAACCACUCAUCACGGACCCUCCAACGUUCCCAUCGGCUACUAUGAGCCUUCGCGCGAAGCACCCAUACUUGACAUGGAUGGGAAAAAGAAUGUUGCCAAAGAUGGUGAAUCAUCAAACUCGAACGGCGACCAACGCGACUCAAGUGGCAACUGGACCAAUGCAGUAGAUGUAAGCAGCACUUCACCGCCGGAUGCGCCGCCGCCGGAACAGCGCCCCACCAGACCGCUCGACCUCGACCCGGAUCGUAUGCAAAACCCGACCGCGAAUAUGGACUACAUCCGUCACCUCGGCCUUGCCCCUCCCCAUCUGACGGCCUUGUCAACCGAUGGCGAUGUUUCUCCGGAUGCUGAUGGUUGGGUCUACCUGAAUUUACUUUGCAGCAUGGCCCAACUGCACAUGCUCAACGUCGCCCCUGACUACAUCAGGAGUGCUGUUUCUGAAAAGAGCACUAAAUUCCAACUUUCUCGCGACGGCCGCAAAAUUAGAUGGCGAGGUGGUACGGAGGGAACCAAGUUUAGCAGUGACAGCUCGGGGAAUACCUCUCAGCGCAGUCGUUCUGAUGAGUCCGAUGAGGCACAACCAGACGACCAAGGCAAGAAGCGGAAACACCACUCAGGGAAGAAUGGUUCGUACUCUACUUCGUACGGGAAGAAUCCAUCUGAACAAUCGAAGCUGGAGCAUCCGAUUCCAUCGGCGGACACUUUCCACUACAAGCCUCUUUUCGUGCACCAGUCCUCGUCUGCUGAACAGACUUCACUGGAUGACGUUGGUUCAUCGUAUGGGGCUGCGGAAGACAGCAACAACGGGGAGUCACGAUGGGAUGGGUCGGGGUCCUCGCGCCGCAAGAGGCGUCGGUUGGAUGGUGCUAUCAUCUACUACAGUGGUGCCCCAUUCUGUACCGAUCUUUCUGGCGACCCUGGCGAUGCGUCCCCCGCGUCGUACAUGACCUCAUCUGGCCAAGAUCAACAGCUGUCUUCCAGUGCUGGAUUCAUCAGACCUGCACUUCCCUACCGAACUGAAUCAGGCUCGGCCCUUGUGUAUCGACCCUUGGUUGAGGGUCGUAAGGCCCCGAGUGUGGCUGUCACAACGGAGAACGGUUCAGACGAGAGUGACGGUGGCAUUGAAGCCGACUUCCCCUGGUCCAACGUUCCUCAGGACGCUGUGAGCAGCAAGCUGGAUGCCUGCGGUCUGGGCGGUGUCAUCCCCGAUGACCAUUUUGUUGUUGUCGCUACUACAAAGAGGCCCAAGUUGGAUGUGAAGCACGAAACAACGAUGAGCUUACAGUCUGAGGACUUUUCCAAGCUGAUGAGCAGAAUUACAUCACCCUUGGGUUCUUCCGCGUCCCAGACCAAAUCAACAAUUUCCGAAUCUCGCACCGAGUCUCGCAAGAGAUCGCCGAUCAACAUCGAGUACACGUCGAGGUCUGUUAGGAAGCUCAACCCUACGCCACUACCACCACCGGGCUUGUAUUUCGCCUUCGACAGCGAUACUUCAGACACCUCGGACGACGAUGAAUCGGAUUUGGAUGAUGAUUCAAAGAUGGCAGGCGCUGUACGAGCUCUUGCCCCUGCUGUUGACAGACAGUAUCCUGAUGAUACACGGAUGUCGAGCGGGGAAGAGGGUGACAGCGAGCCGGACAACGGAGAUGAACUGGCUGGCGUUGUAGAUGAUGAAGAGAGCGGCGUCGAGUCCAAGAUCCCCUUACCCCCUCGGGAUCUGCGUCGCACCAGCAGCAGCAGUGCGGUUGCGGCCGCCGGAACCGCUCGAGGUCGCAGCAAUAGCGCUGAACUUCCAGUCGCUCCUGGCAGCUCAGCUGCUACUGCAGGUGGAGCUGAGAGCGGCUACAGCAGUGGCCGCGAGGAGAGUGGCUGAAAUUGAGAGGAGAAGUGGCGGAGCAAGAGCCGAAAUACUUUUCCGAGAAGGUCAUGAGGUAGUUUGCUGAAGAUGUGCAUCGCGUGGCGCUUGGUUCAUCGGGAUAGAUUGGAGCAAGAUAUCCCGAAAUCAUGUUGGAAAGCAUCAUUUCAUGUUUAAUCAUUUCAUCCUACGUCAAUUUGGGUUUGUUUGUCAAGCAGAGCGAAUGUAGCGAUUAGCGGGCCCAAAAGUUGACGGGCUGCGGGCUGCGGGCUGCGGGCCGCGAAAACUCCUGAGGCGUUUUCUCUUCAGCGAUAUAGUUAGGGACCCAACUCAAAUGAUACCCAAAUUUGCUUCACUCCGCCAACUCCAGGGACUCUCACGUGCCGAGUAAAACUUUAACACGAGAGGGCGGGUAGAGCAGAUUCGAUAAACUUGCACCGAUUCGCUGCCCGGUGCCUUAAUGCCUGC
Molecule: messenger RNA, 3644 nt
Organism: Colletotrichum godetiae
Lineage: Eukaryota; Fungi; Ascomycota; Sordariomycetes; Glomerellales; Glomerellaceae
Product: frequency clock protein
Exons: 3
Coding region: 237-3194 (985 amino acids)
Biological process (GO): circadian rhythm; regulation of DNA-templated transcription
Cellular component (GO): cytoplasm; nucleus
Source: RefSeq, a predicted model, not a curated record